Brassica napus (rape) is the source of this 1581-nucleotide messenger RNA. RefSeq names its product protein GLUTAMINE DUMPER 6-like. The transcript has a single exon. Gene Ontology annotation, biological process: regulation of amino acid export. NCBI's taxonomy places the organism in Eukaryota, Viridiplantae, Streptophyta, Magnoliopsida, Brassicales, Brassicaceae. The record is from RefSeq and is a predicted model, not a curated record. Bases 1011 to 1355 code for a protein of 114 amino acids.
UUUUAGUUAAAAAAAAAAAAAAAUCGUUUCUUAUAAAUUAAACGAUUUCUUACAUAUAUAUAUAUAUAUAUAGAGAGAGAGAGAGAGAGAUCCGCUAUAUGCAUAUUUACUCAAGGCAAACGGGAAGAUUAUUGAUCAAAUUCAAGUAUUUUUCUUCAAAAAAGAUUUUUUCUUUCUUGGGCAAACGAUUAUAUUAAGGAUAAGAAACAAAGCCAAAUUAUAUACCGGUUGUAAAAACUAUAAUGAUUUCAAUUUAUAAAUAUAAAAUACAUUUGCGUUCCUGUAAAAAAUAUAAUGUACACUAUGGAAACAAAACUCAUCAGCAAAAUAUAUCAAAGUGUACUAUAAAUUAUGGAAACACAUUGAUCAAUUUUACUCUUGAUUCGGUUCCACAAAUUUGUUUUAUUUAUUUUCUUACGUUUGAGGUUUGAUGCUAUAACUACAUAUAUUUGAUGUACCGAAGACAACAUCGCCACGGUGGAUAAGCCUAUCAAUUUUCUAGCAGUUUUCUGAUUAUUACUAAAUACUAAACAUUUUUGUUGACCACGAAAAAAAGGUAACAACAUUUAUCUCUGUUUUUAUCACGGUGUAUUUAUCUCUGUUUUUUGCAUAUAGCCCUUAAAAAAACAUUUUGCAUGUACCCGUUUUAAGAAAAGAAGAAACAUAUUGCAUGUACUGCGUUUCAAUUUACAAAAUCUGUAAAACAUGUAAGAAGCAUUAAAGUUACUGGGAUGGCGACAUCGACAUGACAUAUUAACAGUAAAAUCGACAUUUGUAGUUAGCAACAGAGAAAAGGAAUAUCUGAACGCACAAGGAAUCUUCCUUCAUUUUGAACUUUUAAAAACAAUCUCGUAGUGCGAUCAAAGGCAUCCCGGUAAGCAAAUAUUUAAAUAAAAAAGGAAUUUCCUACAAAUUUUCCUCUAUAAAUUCUUCAAUACCCAAAACUAAAUUUUUCAUAGUUGAACUUACAACAAUACAAGUGAGAAAAACAGUAAUAAGAACAAAGAAAAAUGAGGGCGACACCAAAAGUAGAAAUAUGGAAGUCACCAAUACCAUACCUCUUUGGUGGUUUGUUUUUGCUUAUUUUGCUUAUAGCUUUAGCAUUACUCUCAUUGGUCUGCACAAACAAAAAGACUCCUUCUUCUUCAUCUUCUUCUAAUGACACCAAUCCUGUGGGCGAAGAGGACGACACCGGAGACAACAAAUCUAAGAUUAUUAUGGUAGAGUACUUACCUAAGAUCGUAGUGAUUUUGGCCGGAGAGGAUAAACCUAGUUGCUUGGCCGUUCCGGUGAUUCCUCCACCGUCUUCCAUUUAUCCUUGUAACUGCGGCAAUGUUACUGUCGUCUCAACCUAACUCAUUUACUUCUCUUUUUUCUUUUGCCAGCACAAAGAAUAAGAGAUUUCAACUUUUGUAAUAAUCAUCGGCAAUUUUGUAGUAGUCGACUGUUUUUGAUGGGUGGUAGACUGGUAUAGUAUAGAUAAAGUUUUGUUUAAUGCUUUCUUAUGAACUGCAAAAGUUUUGUUUAAUCUUGAGAUUACUAUAUCGAAUAUAUUUGGAAUAGCCUAUGAAUUAUAUAUCU